GAGCAGGUGAAGCGAGUGGCCGAAAACCUGCUUCGGUGUCAGCCGACUGCAAUUGUCUUUUCAAUGCUCUAUCAGUAGCCAUUGUUGGAAAUGAAUCGCUUGCGAAAGAGUUGCGCGUAAGAGCGUUCAUAGAAUUGUCUGAUGGUAAGAAAUUUUACGAAGCUGAGUAUAAGUCAUCAGAUUUGAAAGAUGUAGCUCUUUGUUAUGAAAAGGAGUUCAUGGAUUCCGCAAAAGUUGGAGCUUAUUCGACAACGUGGAAUAUACAAGCAGCUGCAACAGUGCUCCAAAGAAAUAUCAUAACCAUCUGUCCUACCAAGACGACAGUAAAAGCACUUAACAGAACGUUUCGUCCACGAGGUUCCGCUAGAUCACGUCCCACCGUUUACAUUAUGUGGACCAGUGCGUCUCGGGCGGAGAAUGGAAACUGGAACCUAAACCAUUUUGUUCCACUCCUCAUUGACUCAGCACAGGUAUAUGUAUUUAUUUGGAAUUUUUAAACCGAUUACAUUUCCACAUUUCAGCCCCGCAACAUAGUCAAAUAUACCUACAGAAGAGGUUUAAAUGUGUAUCACGGAACCACAGUAACUAGCUCAAGUAAUACGAGUUUCCUUCCUUCAUUUCUUUAUUAGUUUUUUUUAUGCGCGGGAUUCGUGGUCAAGCAGCAAACAAGUGACACAGAAAGUGAACCAGGUAAUAGACAUUUAUAUACUUUCAGAUAAUAAUUUUGAGCAUCUAUUAUUACGAUGCAAACUUUUUGAGUCUUGAGUUGUUCAUUCUAUAACACUACACUGACAUUGGAAAACACAUAGUUUUUAUACAUGCAAGAAUAAACAACUCUUUCUAGUGAAGCUAUUGCCACCGCACUUGCAAUUGUAUACUAACUUGCCCGUAUACAAUAGCCUCCACUUUUACACACGAAAUACAUAGGGAGGAAAUAUUCAACUUAUUAUACGUAGCCAGGGCCGCCGAUAGAAUUCGCGGAGCUCGGGGCAAAUCUUCUCUGGGGCCCCAUGACAUCAUUAUUUUUAAGCUAGUCCCACCUAGAUUGCAUGUAGAGUUACUGCAAGGGGCCCCCGAUUUCAAAAAUGCAAUUUUAGGUUCUCUCUCUCAUGUUGGGGCCCUAUAAUUAAAGUCCCCACCUUAAUUAUAGGGCCCCAACAUGAGAGAGAGAGAACAUAUAAAAUUGCAUUUUUGAAAUCGGGGGCCCCUUGCAGUAACUCUACAUGCAAUCUAGGUGGGACUAGCUCUAGGUGGGACUAGCUAUAAUUAAGAUGGGGACCCGGACAAUUUGCCCCCUACCACCCCAUCUCGGCGGCCCUGUAUAUAGCAACUGUUUGUCGACCUCGUGCCGUCAAUAAAGCGGUCAUUUUUAAAACUUUAUAUAGUUAUAUUUAUUUUAACGGCCCAAUAGAAUUUGUUGCUCCAAUUUCUUUCAUCCUUGAGCCUUUAUCAACAACGUUUAAAAACAACCAUUUUUUACAGUACAUAUUGAGUCGAGCAGUCAUUGCAGAUGAAAAAUUCGUGAAAUAGAUUACUCUAGAUUGUUUCAUCAAACCACUGCCAAACCAUAUAUAGCCUACACGCCCCCAUAUAAAAGUUGAUUAUCUCAAUUGACCACGAGAGGGCCACUCUCUAUUCCCGAAACGUUCGAAAUUAACUGCUUUAAUUGUUGAUCACGAGGUCUUCAAAUAUUAACCGAGCUGCCGGGUUUUCGUAAUUUCGAGUGAAAAUCCCCCCCCCCCCUUUUUAUCCUCUAGUGAAACCGGAAUGUUAAAGCAAAGCUUGAAGGCCAGUUCCAGUCUUUUCAUGCAUGUGAAAAGCGCGGUCAAUCCGUCAACAAGAAUAUGUAUUAAGUUCUUUGUAGGUUUGCAUGGCGAUAAAGCAUAUAACACUUUUGUCAGUUGUAGAAACACCACGUAAAGAAUAAAUUAGUAAUAAAUUUGCGUGGUGUUUCCACAAACUAAAGUAUUAUAAGAAUAUGAAUUCUUGAAAAUCGGCUCAAACUUCACAAAAAAGCUUUUCAACUGCGCUGAAAACUUUCUAUUAAUGCAUUUAUUCAAGUGAAACUUCCUAGUAGACUUUACUUUUAGCUUUUUCUUAUUAAAACGGCAUGCAAGCUCCCUGAACUGGUCUCGCAAUGCAUAAACACGCGCGUAUUGCCAAGAAAAAGAUAGGCUGUUUAGCUGUUUAAAGUUUAGCUGUAGGUAUAGCGUUCGAGCUACUGUAUAUUCAUUUCACUGGUAUCUCUGUUAUAAAUAGAAGGCCAUUGUAUAUGGAUCAUAUGCAUGCAAAUUAGUGUUCAAGCGCUGGCCAUGUUUUGCUAAUCUCUGGUAAUGAGUGAUAAGAACUUACUCAAGAACCUAAGGAGUCUAAUUUCAUGUACAUACGAUGCCCAACGAUUCAUCGCACGAGCCAACUCGCAAACUCGCUGCUGCGAGUUCUUUCAACUAAUCACAAUGCUCGACAGCUGUCAACAGUCUAUUUUGAUUAGAUGCAAUUAACUCGAGUUGAUUUUUGUGAUGAGAUGGACACUAAAUGUCAAACAUUUAAAUAUGGGGAAAAACAGAUACAGUUGUAACGCUUUUGAGUUUGAAAAAAUAGAGGAUGCAUAGUUGAAGCAUUAUUUAUUGAACGUUCUCUGUCUCUGACUUAAUAUUUAUUUCUACGAGCUUUCGGCUCUCAGUCUAUAGCCUUCGAUGGGUGUAUACAAAUGAUUCUAUAAAGGACGCUAAACUCAAGUGGGUGGUAUAAUAUCUGAGACUAUCUAUGCUAUGCGUAGAUAGUCUCAGAUCAUAGUAUCUCAGAUCAUAGAUAGUCUCAGAUCAUAGUAUCUCAGAGAUCAUAGUAUCAUAGCACAGAUAGUCUCAGAUUUCAUAACACCCACUUAAGCGUCCUUUAUACAAAUCAAUAAUUUGUAUGCAUCCGUCGAAGGCUGUAGACUGAUAGCCGAAAGCUCGUAGAAAUAAAUAUUAAAUCAGAGAACGUUCAAUAAAUAAUAUACUUUUGAGUUUACCAAAUGCCAAAUGCUGUAAUCGCAACUAUAGAGAAAUGCAAAAAUUCUACAAGACAUUUACUUCCAAAUUAUUUUAUUGAAGAUCUCAUUGACGGCUUUGUUGCAACGCAUGACCUCUGAAGAACUCCAUUCAUACUGAAUAUAUAUACCUGAACCAAAAUUUCUAUUUGCAAUAAAUACAAUUUUGUAAUCUCAUUUGCCAAUAAAAUAAUAAUACAUACAGUCUGUCAUUUGCAGUGUUUUAUGGACAAGGUUAAACAUCAGAAGAUUUUAAAUUUUAUUUUCUGGAUUUCUUAAAUUUUACUUUUAAUUAGUUCAAGGUUUUUUGCAGAAAUUUUUAGCAUGAUGACAACACUCUCUUUGUGAUAGUAACUCUAUUUCUCUUGUCUCAUUGUUCAAAUUGUUCCAUAAAAUUGGUUAUAAAGGACCAAUUUUAUGGAACAAUUUGAACAAUGAGACAAGAGAAAUAGAAAGUUGCAAACAAUUUUCAUAUUGUAUAACUAGUUUAGAAUUACGUGAUUCAAUGUUUAAAUAGAACUUUAUUAGUAUAAUCUAACUAUAGAUAGAUAAUUAUGUAACCCACGACCCUAUCAGCUCUGUCUGUAUUAAUUAUCGUGGUUAAAUAAAUGCUUUAACUAACUCCUAGUUUUAAUUAAAUGCAACCACUCGAGUUGAUUUUGCAAUCAGUAGAAACGAGCCCAUGGGCGGUUCUCUGUCCCGGUGUCUGAACUAUUUUGGCUUUAAUUUUCUUUCGAAAAACGGAAAGUAUAAUUUUCCUACAAAAAUAAAGUGAAGUAGAUAUCAUUUCGGCCCAUCGCAAAACAUGAAUUACUUUCAGCAUGAUACUAUGUGAGUGAGAGUAUAGCUGUAUUCGUGCUGGUGGAAUAUUAAAGUUUGAAUAUAGAGUUAAUAAUCUUGUCGGCGGAUUAAAUUUUGUUUAAAAAGGGCACACAACUUAGGUAGCAAAUGAACAACCAUACCAUCAUAACACUAUUCCUACCCUGUUGUUUAUUUUGUUUACCAGCAAAAGUUGUCGUCGCUGAAGAUACAAAGGAAAAGCAAGAAAAAAGCUCCAACAAAGAGUCUGUUGUAAAGAAGAAAGCAGGUAUGACUAGUAAGGUGUUUCUUAAACCGAUAUUAAAUGAAUUCUUCAGAUGCAAAAUACAACUGUCAUCAUAUAACCUAUAAUCAUAUAACCAAGACGGAGAUCCAAAACAAUUGAGCGUGGAAGAUGCCGCCAAGAACUUGAUCGAACUAAAAAAGAAUACGAAUAAAAUACGUGAUGAUUACAAACGACAGAAGGAACAUAUCACGAAGCUACAGCCCCAUGAAGAUGGCUACAAGAUGUUAAAGUAUCGUGAAAGAGUAAGUUAUAUACUAUAUUUCCUGUUUCAUAUACUAUUCGUGCAUGCAUGCAUGUUACAGCUAGUAAAGAUAUCAGAGCAUUAUCUAAGAUUUUUUCAGUGGUGGGGAAUAACUUGUAAAAGGGCCCAUAGCCCCACCAACUGCGGUCAUCCCCCCAGCAAAGCCCAAGAUUUGAAGUUCUAAAUCCGCACAGGUAGGAAUUUGAGGCGAACCCCUAACAGUGAACUCUAUAUAUCUGCGGCAAGAACUUCAGUCAUUCGGGCUACGAGAGAAGUAAGGCUAAGAUGGUAGAAAUUGACGUGGAAUAUAGCUAUGGAGGUCGUAAACAGUUUUAAUACCAUUUUUCCAGCUGAUUCCAGUUUUUAUCUAACGUACCGUAUCGUUAAACAAGUUACCAGUUCAUAAAACCAUAGUGUUAUUCCUUAAAUCGAUGUCAAUUUUCGCCCACUCCAAAACAAUAGAAAGGGACUGGAACUGACGUCUAAUAAAUCUUCAAUUUCCGCCAUCUUGGACUCGAGUUCUCGAUCCAGAUAUAUAUGGAGCUCACUGACCUGUACCCACCAACACCGCGGUCAAUCGACUACAUUUAUUUGAAGGACUGGAAAUAGUAUUGUCUUCAUGAGGCUUUAGCAAAAAGUGUAAAGAAAAUUGCGAGAGUGUAAUAAACUAAGUACAACUUCGUCCUGUCACAAGGAAAAAGCGAUGAAAUCCCUGCGCUUAUUCACGUUCAGCCGUUUUCUGGCCUCAUAGUAAACUUUUUCUUUUCCCGUAUUUACUCCUAUUUGUUUGGCAGAUAUUUUCCUCGCCAUUUUCGUAGACUCGCGUACGCACUUUACGUUUGACCGUGGUGUUGUACCUACCCCGUCGGUAUUUUCGACUAUUGCAAACUGCUGUUGUAGAUCCUAUAUAGCUAUCUUUACGGCAGGCAGUAUAGGGACCAGCUUACUCCGCAGGUCUUCAUGCUUCAUUGAAGGUCACAAUUCAAGAAGACCUGUGGAAUCUUGUAAACAAAAUGGUGUACAACACGCUCAUUACUUGUCAACAUGAAUAACAAGUUUUAAAGAAAUUUUAAACGCUAAAAGUUUAUUUACGAACUAAAACUAGUGCAAAGGUUGAAAAAUUGUUGAUUACACUUUCUUUCACCAAACACGAGUUUUCUUUAAUUGCGUUGUUGCAGAUGACCAAGGAUGUUAAGGAAGACUUCCGAAAAUAUCAGUACACGAAGGAUGGCACAAGUACAUCCAAAGUAGAGAAAAGAGGUAAUGGCGCUGCAAUAGGUACGAUUGCUGGAACAAAAAUUCAUUCCGAGCUUAGUACACACAUAAGGAGUAAAGGCAAAAUCUCAACACCACGAGCCAAAUAUAUAAUAGAAAGAGUUGAAUUAUUUUUUCGAGAGUACCAGAAUUCCGAGAAAGAUACUCCCAAAGAACAAGGCGAAAUUAAAUUCCUGGAAGCCGAAUUCCCUUUUGUCGGCUACAUGACCCACAAAAUCAAAAACGAAAGACCGGAAAUUUAUUUCUGGGAUGGAAACGCUGACGCAAUUGGAUUGUAUAAAGGCAAUUACGUCAUUAUAGACUGGAAGGUGGUCGACCUCCCGGAGUUCUGGAACAACGCAUAUGGAAAGUAUUUACACCAAUGUUUAGUUUAUGCUUGGCUUUUGAAGCUACAUUUGGGACUUGAGAAGCUACCAUACAUUCUAAUCGUUCCAAUUCACUCCGUAACUGAGAAAGACAUUGACCCUGGCUUGUUUUAUGACUUUCCAAAAGAAUGUAAAGAUAAAUUAGAGGAACAGUAUAAAUGGUCAACGAAUUUAGAUGGAUCUAAACAGGAAGUGAUAAUGAGUCUACCAAGUACAUUGAUUAAUAACAAUAUCGCUGUCAAGAACUUUAUCGAUAAAAAAAUAACACUGGGCAGCUUAUUUAAACCUGAUUGUACAUUAAAACAACUGCUGGAUGCACUUGGACGUGCUAACUUGAAAGUUGAAUAAUCACAAUGCAGUCAAACAUGAACAAUGCUUUACCAAAAGUUACCGCUUAGAAUUAAAAAAAUAACCUCCCCCCUCAAAAACAAAUCACCAGAAGUAGCGGUGUUUUUAAACAGACGCUUAUGGGGACUAGGUAUUGUUAAUAUUGAAAAAAUUAGGAUCCGAGGAAGUUUAGACUUUACAGAGAAACAAAGCACUUACAUACAUACCUUCAUUCUAGAAGAGGUUUCCCUGAUUUGAAUUGCAACGUAUUUAGAAUCACAAAAUUAGCUACUCUCAAAGGUAAAGCGGUCCGCCGAUUACGUAAAGGGGAGGUUACUUUCAGAAUUCCACGGUAUACAAUGACUUCAAGCUGAAAACACACUUUGUGUGACAAUGAACAAGUUUAAACUGAUUUUUUUGUGGUUUUCCAUGGCGAUAAUCAAUAUGUUUUGGUUUGAGGACAACAUGACAUAUAUUUAUUAUUUCAAAGCUUUCGAUCCGUCCGAAUCUUCAUCAGUACCAACAAUAUCAUAUUAUAUUAAUUAGUUUUAAGUAGCUAAAAAAUUUAUAUCAAUAAAAUUGUUACCUGAGUAUUGUUAAUUUCUUUUUCUGUUGCAUGCGACUCGUAAUCCUUCAGUUGUAAAAC
This is a messenger RNA of Paramuricea clavata, 6990 nucleotides long. Lineage: Eukaryota; Metazoa; Cnidaria; Anthozoa; Malacalcyonacea; Plexauridae. The record is from the annotation of a GenBank genome assembly.